AUGGCAAAGAUGAAGGCACAAGUAGGAGAAGAAAAAGAAGUGAUAUCAACAAGGUUCGAUCCGAAAAAGACUACAAAGGUCUUGGAACCGGAGAAACAUGAAGAAAGCAACAACGAGAAGGCGAAAAGCGAGCAUAGCAAAGGUAAGGCCACGCUUUUAAAGAUGAAGGAGCUCAUCAAAUGGGCUGCAGCAGCCAAAUCCGACAAAGCUGUCAAAUUCUUUACACCUAAGAAAAUGGAGAUAAGAAACCAAAGAAAGUUGAAGAUAACGAGAGAUGUGAAUGAAGAAUCGAAAAGGAUGAGUACUAGUGAAUCUGCAAAGAUAAGUUUGAGAUGGGAGAGUUGUGAUGAGAGUUGCACAACUCUAUCUUCCUCAGAUCAUAUCUCUAUAGAUUCUUCACCAGCAAUCUUUGUUUCCUUGGGUCCUACGCCACUCUAUCGAUGUCGAUCCAGGAAAUAUAACUGGAUCACUACUGAUUCCGAAUUUGUGGUAUUAGAGUUGUGA
Messenger RNA from Microthlaspi erraticum, 504 nucleotides. The record is from the annotation of a GenBank genome assembly. Lineage: Eukaryota; Viridiplantae; Streptophyta; Magnoliopsida; Brassicales; Brassicaceae.